This is a messenger RNA of Mytilus trossulus (common blue mussel), 6107 nucleotides long. RefSeq names its product centrosomal protein of 85 kDa-like. The record is from RefSeq and is a predicted model, not a curated record. Lineage: Eukaryota; Metazoa; Mollusca; Bivalvia; Mytilida; Mytilidae. Gene Ontology annotation, cellular component: centrosome. The transcript is spliced from 13 exons. Bases 216 to 2513 code for a protein of 765 amino acids.
AUGACCCAAGAUAAUAAUCGGGACAGAAAUCCUUACUUAUCUAUUUAAAGCGUUUCCCCUUUGCUGGACAUUACAUUUAAUCCUGGGUAUGGAUUAAUAACAGGUAGCAAGGAUUUACCCCUGUGAGAACUUAUAAGUUGUUGUUUCUAAAUGCAUUCAAAUGCGUGGUAGUGGCCAUUUAUAAGAGUAGGAUUAAGUGAAGACCAUCUGAGAUAAUGGCCCUUAAUGAAAUUGACAAGUGGGACUAUAGACCCCGGGACAGAUACCUAGACCCAGGGAGUGAUAGCGAUUCUGACAUGUCGUGGAAAGGACCUCACUCUCCAGGUUUUACCAUUCAAAGCAAUGUACCAGACUAUCAGAAGAUGUUACAGAGCCAGAUUACAUCCAGUUCAGGAUGGUCUGACAACAGAUUGGAUAGAACAUCAGACAGAUAUGGACUUCAUUCUUCACCCCACUUGACCUCAGGGUCAAGGUCAAAUGACAUUUCGUAUACAGACAGAAGAAUGUAUCAGACAUAUCAGCCAUCUAAAUAUGGAUUACCUGGUAGUCCAAGUUACGAUUCUUAUAUGAAUCGAGAUUUUAACGAAUUCACGACAGGACCAUUAGAAGAGACUGUUAACCCCGUUAUUUUGGAGGACCCUUUAAGGCCCAGUGGUUAUACACCAUCUUCUUAUGACUUGAAAAAAUUUGACGAUGAAUUAUUUGGACGUUCAGGAAAAAGUAAUUUUUUGGAUGGGUCAGGGGGAAACGAUAGUGAACUUAAUUUAGACACACCCAAUAAUGUGAAUGAUUCAUGGAUUUCACCGCCAAUGAGACAAACCGCUAAGUCUGAAUUGCCGCCAAGUGAAUUUAAAACACCUGUGAGACAUAAUAGAGCUGGAAUUUUAAGAGACACAUCAAAAUAUAAUGACGAAAAGUCAAAUCGAGGGAAUAUUGCAGUGCCUUCUAGUGAGUCUCAAAUAACAAACAGUAACCAUAACUCUGGGUGGGCAGACAGAAAUAAUGUAGAUCAUGGUAAACCAGGACCAGCUGGCCUUGGUCAGUGGCAAAAACAACACCAAAACCAUAUGGCAUUCAGGAACACCGAUGGUCAGAAGUCACAAGGACUAGCUACAUUAUUUAAACAUUUAUCAGAUGACCAGUUAGGAAGUGACAAGUGGGAGUCUGUUAGAAGAGCAGCAGACGCCAUCAUUAAUGAAAAAGACAUGAUGAUUGAUAAACUAAAGCUGAGGAUGAUGAGUCUAGAAGAAGAUAAUAACAAAUAUGAAGCCAGAUUAAAAAGAGCUUUGAUCAGUGAUGUCAGUGGAGAGGAAGACGCCAUUAGAAAAAUAACGGACCUUGAUAUAGAGAAUGCAUCAUUGAAAGCUGAAAUGGCACAAAUGAAGGCAAAGAAAAAUGCAGAACUAGAUGAUUUAGAGAGAAAACUUGGGGCUGCUGAGCAUGAAAAUGAACAUUUGAAAUCUGCUAUAAGAACAAGAGUUCCUGGAAAUGAUGCAAUCGAAAAACAGAUUUCUCAACUAACCAAUGAAAGAGAGGAAUGGAAAGGUAAAUUUCUUGAUUUACGAGAGAGUCAUCAGCAGAUGAAAGGGAGGCUUGACCAGUUACAGGAUUAUCUUAGAGAUAUUCCCACCAUGGAAGAAACUGCCGCUAAUUUACAAGAAUUAAACAAUUUGAGAGAAGAAACAAAAUUCCAAAAACAACAACUGGAACAGCUUCAAGAAAAACUUUUCAACAAUAAGAAAUUACUGUCUCAGCGAGAUUUAAAGAUUGAAGAAUUACAAAAUCAGAUGGAUCAUUUGUCCGGGAAGAUGAAUGGUAUAUCAUCUGAACUAGAUAGAAUUAAAUCUGAUGGGGAAGGUGCUGUUCUCCAGAGGUGCCAGGAAGAAAUAGUUCGACUGAAGGAGGAUAAUCAAAGACUGGCCAUAGAUUUUGAAAAAGCUAAAAAGCUGUUAGAAACAAGCCAUAGAAAAGUACGACACAUGGAGGUCAAAUUACAGAAUGAACAGAAACAGUCUAAAGGGAGAGUACAACAGGAAGAGGAAACAGUGAUGGCGCUGAGGGAAGAAAGUCGACAGAAAGACGAACAGAUGAUGAAGAUGAGGAGAGCUUUGAAAGAGCUUGGAGGUAAAAAUCAAGAUUUAAUGGAACAGAACUUGAUAAUAAGGGAGCAAUUGAAACAUUUAGAAUUUUUAAGUACAGACGAGACACAGAAAUUACAGAGACGGUUUACACAAGAAAUGGGGCUAUGUUUUUCGGAGCUUCAAUCUUUAGUGAAUAUUUGUAUGCAGAGAGCUGAUGGACAGGAUCCAAAUAUGUCAAUGUUGUUAGGGGUUAGACCCCCUACAAAUGAACAGGAAUUGGACACCCCUGUAUCUUCUGAUGAAAAACAGACAUUAAGACAUUGGUUGUCAAAGUUACGAGAUCUCCGGUCAGAGGUGGAGAAAUUACGAGGCAUGAUCAGUAACAAAUAUGCUGAAGACAUGGGAGACAACUUAAAUUGUGCUACACAGUGAUCAAGGGAGAUAAUAAUUUAAAUAAAUACACAAAAACUUAAGUGCAUUGAUACCAUCACCAGAAGAAGAAGGAAUGCUGUCUCUAAAAGAAAUUUCAUUGUUUUAACAAAUUAUGUAUUUUCGGGUUAUAGUUUAAAGACAUUUGAACAUAUAUUUCAAAGAGAUACAAUAGCAAUCUUUGAAAAAUUGUUCAAAUGGAAAUUUACAGAAAGUUUUUUAUAUUAUAGAAAGAGAAUCAAAAUAUUGUCAUUACAUCAAUAUCUUUGCCAUCUUGUCAAAUUUAUAUCAUAUAUAAAACAAUUAUAUUAUAUCCUUGUUUUCAAAAUUCCAAUAGGGAACAUACUUUAUAUAAUUGUUUGAAUAAACCAAUUUUUCAAGACGUUUUGGCCAUUGGCCUUCUUCAGUUCUUUAUUUUUCCUCUCAACUACAUGGCUGACUUUACAAUUUCCUCUCAACUACAUGGCUGAAUGUAAAGUCAGCCAUGUAGUUGAGAGGAAAAAUAAAGAACAGAAGAAGGCCAAUGGCCGAAACGUCUUGAAAAAUUGGUUUAUUUAAACGAUUAUAUUAUAAUUAGGUGAUGGUUCAUUCCAGCUUUAUUUUGGGUAAACAUGUAUUGUAUAUACUUUUAUCAUGGGGGCUUGUUACAUAUGUAUAGAUGUAAAUACAAAGAAAAAGAUUACUCAACAAUGAUGGCUCUGUAAAUAUAUUGAAAUGGUGCUAAAUUAUUCAUAUCAGCUGUCUCCAAGAGAUACUUAUUUAUAGAAUCUCAGGGAAUGUUAAUUUCCUGCAUGUAAAUUUCAUUCUAUUUUUGUAUUCCAUACAUUCCAUUUAACAUAUAGUUCUACCAGGUAGAUUCAUAAGUUGUGAUCAUUUUGAAUACACACAUUUCUUAAAACCAAUUCUUUGGCUCUUGAAUAUUCAUAGGAUGUUUUUAGCGUUAUUGAAGACAUUUAGAUUAUUUUGUCUAUGAAUUAUGAUUUCUUUUAAAUGUCAUGUAAAUAUUCCGUCCUGUAGAUUUUUGUACCUGUGAUAUACUUUUAUUUUUUUGUGAUAUUCUUUUGUGAAAAGUUUGAAUGAGAAAAUCAGGGAAGAGAUUAGUCGGUGCAAGGAGAAAGAAAGGGAUGAACAAUAGUUGUUUUAGAAGAUGAAUAGGUUGAGAGAGGAAGAAAGAGGAAGAUAUUUGUAGAGAAAAGAGGGAAUAUUCAGACAUGUGAAAUGGUUGUGAUUUUUCUCUUCCAGACUUUUUUAAUUAUCUGUCACACUCCAUGACCAAGGGAGACAAUUUAAACAUAUGCUUGAUUCACGUUUUAAAAGGGAGGUCACUGGUCAUUCUGGGCAAGGAGAUAACCUAAUUAGACUGAAAACAGUUAUCUAUCUAUAUAUAUAUAUAUAUAUAUAUGUAAGAUAUUAAAUUUUCAUAAUUUAGACAUUUUUCCAAGAAAAAUGGCAUAGUAAUUUUGAAAUUAUGUGUAUUUAAGAUUUUUUUAAAACUAUUGGCAUCAUACUAAAAUUUUUGAUAAAAAAGCAAUUGAAACACAAUUUGUUAUUGAUCAAUUUUUGAUGUGCAUAGCAUUUGAUCUUGUUUUCUGCAAAAUUUUCCCAAAAUUUGCAUUUUGAAAUAUGCUUUUUCAGAUCAGCAAAAUUAUUGGGACUUCAUUAUGCAUACACCAAUAUGGGGAAAAUGCACUUUGAGUGAAUUUCAAAUGUUUUGUUGGUUGCUUACCGAAAAACAAAAUAUCACAAAAAGUAAUUUAGAAUAAUAUCCUUUGAUUUCAUUUUAAGAAAUUUCAGACAAAAUUGUUGAGGAAACAAAUCCAUCACUUUAACAAGGAGGAAACUUCUACUAAAUCAUGGCUAAAAUCUUUUGGAAAUAUUCCAGUAUUUUGAAAGUAAACAAUUUACAAAAGUUUUAAAACAAUAGUUUAACAAGUUUUCAAGUUUCGUAAUUUUUAAAGUGCUUUUGAAUUUAAGGAUUUAUGUUUUAAGUGAUAUAUUACAAAAAUAUAUUAUUUUCAAAUUUAAGCUUUUUAUGGUACAAUAUUUCCUGUAAAAGUACUUAAGAUGAUUGCAUUACUAUGGUCUUUUGUUUAGUUCAUUAAGAUAAGAAUGGUCUCAAUAGAUCCAAUGUUCAAUUAGAUGCAUUGUUAGUUUAAACAAAACUAGGACACACCCUCGACAUAGCAGGUCAGUGACUGAAUUAUAGUACAUGUGUACCUAUGCCUUAUUUUGUAGCCUGGAUUUUAAGUAUUCAUAUUGUCAGAUUAUAAAGUGCAGUUUUCCCUGCUUUCAAAAUCUUUCUGUGUAAAUCUGUCCUAGUUUCUUACUUCUGUGCAUACAACAAGAAACUAAUACUGCAUACGUGACAUAUACUGUAGGUACAUAUAUUAGUAUUGGAUUCGACCCUGAACUUAAUAAUUGGUAAAAUUAAUUCUGUUCAAAACACCAUUGUCCUAUAUUACUUAUAUAUAAACUUAAAAUCCUUGAUUUGCAAAAUUCAAAACUAUCCUAAAAAAUUCAUAGAUUAUUAAUUGGGUUCCAUUUAUCAGUUUUGUUAGAAUUAUAGUAUUAGUAAAAUUAUAGUAAAAUGACAUUAAAAAGCCUUUUAACAGUUGAUUCCAACAGUCCUUAGUGCUUGGAGUUGAAAGAUCCAGUUAUCCUCUUCUUUUUAAAAGGAUACCCAAUCUACAUUGUAUUUAUCAAAUUCACAAAAAUAUAAUGUACUUCCAUUAUCCAUUAUAACCAAUUGGUAAAAAAUCAUUUAUAAACUUAAUGCUACAAUUAAAACAUAUUAUUUUCAUUUGUAACUUGCAAUUCAAAAAGCAGCUGAUUUUGAUUUAUUUUAAAUGUAUUUGAUAUUAGUUUUGCAAAGCAAAAUAUUUUUUGUUGAAAAUCAAAGUAUAUGUUUUAAAUGUAUUUUUUUUAUGUCUAGUCAGCAAAAAUUGUAAAACUGGAAAUGAUGCAUUGACAGUAUUAGUUUAAGUCUCAACAUUUUAUCUGUCAUUGCAACAUUUUCAAUUUUUAUUGUUUUUGAGUCACUGUAAUUUUUAUGUAUUAAACCAGCACUGCCAUGUUUAUAAUUUUAAUGCAUUUAAAUAGAAUAUUAUAAAACUAUAGUAAGUGUAUACAUUUUGAUUCUGGAAUGUUUGUAUAUUUUUCAAAUGUAUUUUUUCUUCUUCAAAAAAGGUCAAUAUACUUUAUUGACUGAUCGAUGUUUUUAGGGGAAAGGACUUUUGAGAGUCUAUAUUUAAUCUAUAUCCUUUCCUUUUUAAAAGUAAUUGUAAAAAUUAUUUUGGGGUUUUACCUUCCUAAGGUAUAAUUUUAAUGACAAUUUUGUAAGGAUAUAGACAUUUCAAUUUGUCAUUUUUCAACACAAUUAGUUUAUUAUUAUUUUCAAACUUCUCAGUUAUAAUUAAUGUACUACAAAUGAAACAAGAGUUUAUCAAACUGAUAGCAUCAUUGCUUAUUAUUGAAAAUGAGCGGUAAGUUCUUUAUUAUUUAACUCUAUAUUGAGUCAUUAUUAGAGAAAUUUUGUCUAUGACAAAACGUUGUAUUAAAAUACCAAAUUGUUAUAUUUUUGCCAAAAUCAAAUAUUUU